AUGAAAGCCUCACUCACUCUCCGUGAAGACCCUAAAAACCCGAUUGUCAAAGCCAAGAUCCCACUAACCAUUUUUGGCGUCCCAUUCUCCUCCAGGGUCGAAGCUGGAGAUUACAAGGAGCUCUGCAUCAGUUUCAGCACCGCGUUUCGCUCCGGCCCGCUGCUGAGGUUCUCCUACAGGCCUAACGAUUCGUGCCGCCAGUUUGGGGUGACGUUGAGAACCGGCAUCGGGAAGUUCGGAUCGCCUGCCGAGUCGCCUAUAUCCAUUAGCGCGGAAUUCAACUCCAUCGGUAAUAAUUGCCGGCCCAGCUUUCUUCUCCAGUUUAAGCCUCGAUCGGGGGAUUUUUCUGUUCGGAGUCUUGUCGAAAGUCCGCAGUUGAAUCUGUCUUCUGAGAAUUAUGAGUCUCUGGCGGUUGAAAAUGUUGUCGUCUCGGAAGAGAGACUGACUUGGAAUCAGUUGUUUUCUCGUGCGUAUGGGGUAUUGACUGAAGGGGAGAUGCGAGCGACAACGUCGGUGCCAGUAAAUCAUUCGGUGGUGAGGCUCGGGUGGAGCAUGAAGUUUCUUCCUCCGGUAGCGACUGCGGAAGGCGGCGGUGGUGGUUCGUGGGCUGAGUUUUUGUCGAAGGAAUUGCCGUAUCUAGUGCUUCGGAAAAUAGCGGUCGAGCACGUGCCCGGACAAAAGGCGGGUAUGGGAAAGAAGAUGACGUGGCAGAGGCGCGUUUGGGCUUGA
Molecule: messenger RNA, 729 nt
Organism: Sesamum indicum (sesame)
Lineage: Eukaryota; Viridiplantae; Streptophyta; Magnoliopsida; Lamiales; Pedaliaceae
Source: RefSeq, a predicted model, not a curated record